Messenger RNA from Linepithema humile (Argentine ant), 1009 nucleotides. It is a transcript of the gene PrBP, whose product is annotated as Prenyl-binding protein. The record is from RefSeq and is a predicted model, not a curated record. Gene Ontology annotation, biological process: sensory perception of light stimulus. NCBI's taxonomy places the organism in Eukaryota, Metazoa, Arthropoda, Insecta, Hymenoptera, Formicidae. Gene Ontology annotation, cellular component: cytoplasm.
GCCGCGCCCGCGUCACUAGUGUUUACAAUUCAAAGGCAUGACGGAUCAAUAGUUUCCCUGUCGCGUAUCCGUUCUGUAUAAUAGUGCUAAUUUAUUUUGUGAUUGCGCCUAACUUUAAAUAUGCCGUCCCGUGGAGAGGAUAUCCUCAAAGGCUUUCAAGUUAAUUGGAUGAAUUUGCGCGACGCUGACAAUGGGAAAAUCCUAUGGCAGGGUAACGAAGAUUUAUCUGUACCUGAUGUAGAGCACGAGGCGCGUGUACCAAAGAAGAUCCUGCGAUGCCGCGCGGUGUCGAGGGAAAUCAAUUUCAGUUCAGCAGAGCCUAUGGAAAGGUUUCGUUUAGAGCAGAAGGUAUUAUUCAAAGGCCGCUGCUUGGAGGAGUGGUUCUUCGAGUUUGGAUUCGUGAUUCCUAACAGCACAAAUACGUGGCAGAGCUUGAUUCAAGCUGCACCUGAGAGUCAAAUGAUGCCAGCAAAUGUAUUGAACGGCAACGUUGUGAUAGAAACAAAAUUCUACGACGAUGAUCUCUUAGUGUCUACCAGUCGAGUCCGUCUCUUCUAUGUCUAAGUUGAUUUUCGAACGGUCCUCAUAAUCGCAUAUAACAUGGGACCAAUCAGUGUGAACAGAAUAUGUAUGGAAGUAGAACACACACAAGUGAAAAGUUCUUACAAACAAAUCGACUUUCCAUCGUUAUGAUCUCUUACAUUAUGUGUUUGUUACACACGUGUUAGUGGUUUUGACAAUCUCAUAAUUACAUAGUAAUUUACACAGUUAGAUUUCAAGCGCCUUCUUACAAAAUUACAGUUCUCUGUACAACUGCAUUUUGAUUUCGAUAUGGCCUAAUAUAUAUCUAGACUGCGUUUUUCACUUUUGGACAUGUGUGAGGCAUAUCAUAAGACAUGCACUGUUAAGGCACACAAUUUUGUUAUUUAUUAGGUAUAAAUGAAUAUAAUAAGUUUUGUACAUAUUGUAAUACACAACACCAAGCAAUAAAGUCCUAAAAGAAGUUGAA